Dioszegia hungarica is the source of this 1662-nucleotide messenger RNA. RefSeq lists its product as uncharacterized. The transcript is spliced from 3 exons. The record is from RefSeq and is a predicted model, not a curated record. The coding region runs from base 1 to 1662 and encodes 553 amino acids. Lineage: Eukaryota; Fungi; Basidiomycota; Tremellomycetes; Tremellales; Bulleribasidiaceae.
AUGGAUAUCGCUGCAGUCGAGGAUAUACAAUCCCUCUGCCCGCUUGAGCUAGAUGACGAGGGUGAAGGUCUACCGGCGUACGAGGAGAGUGUAAGCUCGGGCUUAUCAUCGUUUGGCGCGGAAGAUAGGGAGGGAGAUGCAAGUCCUCGGAGCAACAAGUACUCUUCGCAAGGAGCCAUCCAUCAGAUCCUCGCCAUCAUCUAUCUUCUCACACGAUACUGCUCUACCGGCCUAUCAGCCCCCUCUCGCCCACCCUUCCCGCCCACACGGGAGCGGCUCCGCCCUCACCCGUUCUCUUUCCCGCAAAUACGGCAACUCGCGCCAGACCCAAAAGACCGAGCUCACGCGGACCGGACUCGCCCGGACGACUUUGGCUCAGCCUACGCGCAACAAUCAAGGACGACCAUCACGUGCGCCUUGUCGCUCUACGGCGGCGCGCUCGUCCUCUUCGGAACGGCGGACGGACUGCGCGUAGCCAAUGUGUCGGAAGAAGUGCCGGUCCGCGUCGUGUGGACCGGACUGGCCGUAUGGGACAUCCGUGUCCUCCGUUGCGUCGAAGAUGGCGACAAGACCCCUCGGGGAUCUGUGGCGGUCCUCUGUGGUGGACAGGAGGAUCCGGCGCGUCCUGGAAGACCCAAAGGGAAGAGUGGGGAGGUGGAGGUGAGAGUCUGGCGUCUAGGGAGUCUGGCGAGUCUGGCCAAGUGGACGGCGGGGCGUGAGAUGGGGUGGAAAGGGCUAGAUAUGGCGGAAGGGGCCAAAGACAAGGGCAAAGCGAAGGGGAAAGAACGGUCAUUCUUCUCGCCGUUUCGCAAGGCUAGCUCAUCAGCUGCGGUCCCAGCCGGAAACGUACUAGACGACCCGACAAUACCACUUGCCAAAGCCUGGUCGGCGGACUGGAUCCGGCUCGAUGCGCGCACGACGGGCAAACCGGCCGAUGUCCUAGCCUUCUCGCUCCGACAACAGGGCGAGACGGUGUAUAUCGCCAUCGCCACCACGACCCAUAUCCUCCUCCACGUCGGCGUCGUCGUUCCCUCUGGCGUCUCGUUUCGGUCUACCCGAAAGUUCUACCUUCCGUUCGCACCCGCAGCUAUCGGGCUGCUGGAGGUCCUCACGCCAAACGGGGAGCCUAGCCUCGGGAUCUGGAUCAGCUUCAGUACGGGCGGCAUGAGCAUGGCCAGCGUUAUCCGGAACAGCGACUCUGCUGUGCUGGAUUUUAGUCCGCCCUCGGGUCAAGGCGCGGGGAGGGGCGGGAGUACAGCGGCAGCAGGGUCAGCGUGGACGGAGAUGCAGAAUGUCUGGACGAACGGGCGGGAGGUGUAUGCGUUCCACCGCGGGGGAGAAACGAUCGUCUACCCCGCUCCGCUGCGCUUGCCCAUCGCUGUCCCGCCCAUCAUCCACACGACGUGGCCGCGGACGCCCCUAUCGAGCCUGAUCGUACCGGACGGCAACGACUUGCUGCUCAUUACCACGAGCAAGGAAGGCGAGAUAUGCACCCAGCGCGCCAGGGCGAACGGGGAGGCGUAUACCCUAGACCUGCAGGACGGGACGCAGAUAGGCGAGGGCCGGCUCCUGCCGUUGGCGUGGGGGUAUAUCCGGGAUGGCGUCUAUGCGAGCGUCAGGGAGAUGAAGGAUUGGCGAAUCUGUGCGAUAGAGAAGGUGUGA